Messenger RNA from Vigna umbellata (rice bean), 906 nucleotides. NCBI's taxonomy places the organism in Eukaryota, Viridiplantae, Streptophyta, Magnoliopsida, Fabales, Fabaceae. The record is from RefSeq and is a predicted model, not a curated record.
CUUCUCCACACUUCCACCACUUCAUCAGAUUAACAACCUUAAUUUUUCUUCUGUUCUGCGGUCUCAACAGACAGAACACAACACUCUUCAAAAAUGGCACACGCUUUGUCUUCUAAUCUGGCUCUUAACCUUCCUACAUCGAGGUAUCUUCUUCACUCCAGACCAACCCAGUUGAAGCCAGUGAAGUUCAUGGUCAUGGGGGAUGCAAGAGAAAAGCUUGACCACAUCCCAAAACCCAACAAGAACCACCAUCCUCUUCCCAAAAAGAAAGUUGCCCCUGCUGCACCCAUAGCAGGGUUGUGGGACAGGUUUCCUACGGCAAGAACAAUGCAAGAGAUGAUGGAGACGAUGGAGAGGAUGAUGGAGGACCCUUUUGCAUUUAGCACGCUUGAGUGGCCUUCGUCACCCUUACCGAGUGAGGGUGUGGGAGGGUACAGAAGAAGAGGAAGGGCACCAUGGGAGAUCAAAGAGGGAGAGAAUGAGUACAAGAUGAGGUUUGACAUGCCUGGGAUGAACAAAGAGGAUGUGAAAGUUUGGGUGGAGGAAAAGAUGCUUGUGGUUAAAGCAGAAAAGGCACCAAAGAAGAAAGAGAUUGUUCAACAGGAUCAACGGCCGAGGCAACCAGAAGAGGAAGAAGAAGAGGGAUGGUCUGCAAAGAGCUAUGGCAGGUAUAGCAGUAGGAUUGCUCUGCCCGACAAUGUGCAGUUUGAGAAUAUUAAGGCUGAGGUUAAGGAUGGUGUUCUCUACAUAGCCAUUCCCAAAGCUACUACUACUUACUCCAACAUCUUAGAUAUCCAAGUUCAAUGAUUCAUGUUUCUGUCUUCUAUACUAUACAGAGUUUUUUUUUUGGUUUCAACAACAGUUAAUUAUGUAGGUAUCUACGUAAGUUAUUUUAAUUUCUUGUAA